AUGAUCGAGUUUCUACAUCGGCAUGAGCUGAGUUUCCAGCAGGUCGUGGGCAACUGCCAGCUAGGCUGCUUCGCCGGAGACUUUGUGCUUCCAGGUGGUGCGACUGUCUCUCACCCGGACCUUGUCAGUGGCUUCACAGCCGAGCCGGACUGCCCUCUGGGCUAUGCAAUAGGCAAGGUGACGAUCGUGUGCGUGAACGGCAACAUGGAGGUCCAGAGCGGAACCUGCGACGCCCACUGCCAGGCCGGGCGGUUUCAGGGUCCGACUGGAUACUUGGUCAAUCACCUAGAGAUCCAGCACAACGAGACGCGACUGGUUGCCUGUCCAGCAGGCUACAUCGGUCAGCUCCGACUACGGUGCCUUGCUGGGGCCGUUGGCAUCGAGACGGGCCAGUGCUUGCGCAACUGUAUCGAGGGUGCCACGAACCUGAGGGAUGACGUGAUUUUUGGCUACGGCGACAUGGAGCAUGGAGAAGUUAGCCGGGAGAUGAAGUGCCCUGUAGGCUACGUCGGCUCUGUCCGUCUGCUCUGCACGGACAGUGUUGUGUCCGUGGCUUCCGGCCAGUGCCUGGCCCACUGCGGCGCCGGCGUUGCUCAGGGAGCCGAGUUCUUCGGAUUGGAACACGAAGAUUUCGUUUCCAUUGUUUGUCCGGAGGUUGGCGAGAUCAAAGUUCGCUGCUUUGACGGCGAGGUGGAGGUCGUUGAAGGUCAGUGUUUGUAUGGCUGUUCGGCGGGAACCGUUGUCGAUCCCAACGGUGUGGAUCUUAGGUACCCGGCCUUUCCGCACGGCACCGGGAUCAAUGGCACCUGCAGUGGCCUCGGUGUGGGCACGGUGGAGUUGCAUUGCAACAACACUGUCGUGGGUUUAGCUGGUGAGGGCACCUGCCAAAGGCACUGCCCUCCGCAAUUCACCGAGUCAAGGGACGGGUCGAACGUCUCCGUGCCCUACAUCGAGCAUUUGCAACAGGCCUCCGUGCAGUGUCCCAAUGGUCAGGCCGGGGUUUUGGCAGUGCGCUGCACGGACUUCGUGUCUUCGGUCUUCGACGGAAUUUGCGGCGACAUGAACUGCCGAGCCGGAGAGGUCGACACAAACGGCGCACUGGUUGCAUAUCCUGCCAUCAACGACAAGCGCAAUGCUGGACCAGGAGAUUGCGGCGAGGAUUUUCUGGGAGAGCCAGUGUUCUACUGCAGUGAUGGCGUCGUGUCUGUCCUGGCCGUGAACCUGAUCCGACAGCCACGCAUUCCCGGCGUCGACAACGUCAGCGAAAUAGGCUCGAGUUACAACUUCACCGAGGAGGAUCGCUUCAAGCUCUGCGGGUGCUGCAGUCCACCCCCGGCUUUGCCGGACAUCGCAGCACUGGAGGGCCUGGACUCCAUGGUCGUGAUCUAUUGGGCGGUGGCAGUUGGAGGAGCCGGCUUUCUUGUAGCCACCGCAUCUGGGUAUUGGAUCUACAAGAAGAGGCCACCGAAGGUGAGCAAGGUCACCCCGGAGGAUGGGCUGGGAGCUGGAUCCUCGCUCGCGAUCCAGGACAACCCGCAGCUCACCAGCAAGGAGCUUGCUCUCAGAGAUGCCGCGAUGUCCGAGCGGGAUUUGGCGCUUGCGCUCAAGGACGUGCCCGCCCGGCCUGGGCUGCAGGACAGCGCGUUGCAGAGCCAGGUGAGUGUUGACCCGGACGGCAGGCGAUCCUCAGCCGCCUACACAGCUCGCACUCAGGCCUCGCAGCCGGAUUCCUUCAGCCAAAUUCCCAGGAAUCCGCAGCUCCUGAAACCUGCGCGAGAAGGCACCUCAAAGGUUGCUGCUAUGUCUAUGUUCGACGACGACCUUGGCCAGGAGCUGCAAACAGAGGAAGCUGUCAAGCCGAAGUCCUCCUUGAAGCCUCGUCGGGGCAGCCGGCGACAGAGUCGGCGAGUCAGUCAGGCAGGGGUCGAUGCUGCCGUGGCCGCGGCGGUGGGAGAGAAGUCGGAGGCCCCGGGCAACAACGGCGACAACAUCGGCAAGGCCCUGUCAAAGAUCACGGGCCAGGCCAAAGCCUUAAAGUUUGCAAUGGACCUGGCACAGAAGGCAUAUGAUGCCCGAGAUGAAGAGGAGGACGACGACUUCCAUGUGGAUUGCGAAGAGUCUGAUGAGGAUCCGGAAGAGAGGAGGCAGGAUUCUGAAGUCGAGAAGCUUCGCCAGCGAGCGAAGUCUGAGCCGGACGCGAAGGAAGAACUGGAGAUGGCGGAGCUCUUCACAAACUUGGAGAGCCCCACCUUUCAGCCUGCUCCGCUGCAUGUCCGCGGUCUAUGCCAGGGCGCAAAGCGUGCCUGUGAGCGAUCUUUGGCGGUGGAGGAGCAGCGCCUCGCGGUGGCGGAGAUGCUGGGCCAGACGCAGGGUGGAGAGUCCACUGCUCGGAUUGGCUAG
Messenger RNA from Symbiodinium sp. CCMP2456, 2400 nucleotides. NCBI's taxonomy places the organism in Eukaryota, Dinophyceae, Suessiales, Symbiodiniaceae. The record is from the annotation of a GenBank genome assembly.